AGGAGUCUGAGCAGCUGCUGCUAGCCCGGCGGGCACCACCGGAGUCCUGCCCGCUGCCGCACGAGUGGCCACGGGCGCGAUCCGGGCCAAACGUCUUGUCCUCCAUGAUCUCUCUGGGAGCCGGGGGAAGACUUUGCCCGGCUGUGCGAGCUGGUGUGCGUUGUCCAAGCUUGGCGGAAACGGUGCAGCGCGAGCAAAAGGAGCUGCAUCUGGAUCAGCAGCAGCAGCAGCAGCAGCAGCAGCCGCCGCCGCCGCCGCCGCAGAGUCCUGAAAGCAGAGGCUACAGCCCGGGGCGUGUGCGUCCCGCGCCUGGCGGGUUCGGUUCCCCACGGAAUGUCCCCGGGGCGCCCCGCGCGCUGACCCUGCAGCCGCCUCCGCCUUGGGCGCCCGCCUGCUCCCUCAGGCGGGCUCGGUGAUCCGGACCGCGAGCUUCCCAGCUUCUGGGCAGUGGGGGAAGCCCCCCGGGGGCGGGUGACCUCAGCUGGCUACGACCCAGUCCUCCCCCGUGCGGAUCUCACUUAAGAUGGCAGCGGAGUCAGGGGAACUAAUCGGGGCUUGCGAGUUCAUGAAAGAUCGAUUAUAUUUUGCUACUUUAAGGAAUAGACCAAAAAGCACAGUAAAUACCCACUAUUUCUCCAUCGAUGAGGAGC
Psammomys obesus (fat sand rat) is the source of this 650-nucleotide messenger RNA. Its product is annotated as POU domain, class 6, transcription factor 2-like. The record is from RefSeq and is a predicted model, not a curated record. The transcript is spliced from 2 exons. NCBI's taxonomy places the organism in Eukaryota, Metazoa, Chordata, Mammalia, Rodentia, Muridae. Bases 105 to 416 code for a protein of 103 amino acids.